Diuraphis noxia (Russian wheat aphid) is the source of this 1159-nucleotide messenger RNA. RefSeq names its product beta-galactoside-a-2,6-sialyltransferase (gene SiaT). Gene Ontology annotation, molecular function: beta-galactoside alpha-2,6-sialyltransferase activity. NCBI's taxonomy places the organism in Eukaryota, Metazoa, Arthropoda, Insecta, Hemiptera, Aphididae. Gene Ontology annotation, cellular component: Golgi apparatus. The record is from RefSeq and is a predicted model, not a curated record. Gene Ontology annotation, biological process: sialylation.
CCGUGUGCAGUGGUUAAGUACCGUACAAUAUAAACCGACGUGGAAUUAUUAUUUAAGAUCGAAUGAAAAUGUGUGGAUUCGAUAAUAUCAAUAUACCUAUAUCAUAAUAUUAUAGUUACUUCGUUCGUGCGUUAUAUACAUAAGCGAUUAAUUGCCAAUUAAUUCGCGUGUGAUUUAUAUGCCCCUACAUUAAUGUGCAUGGUACAUGAGUUAAACGCACCACAAAUAUUUGAUCAAAAUGCGCUCGGUUGCAUUGACAGUAUGGUUUUUCUUAAACGUCGUACUAUUGGGAAUGUGCGGAUACAUUUAUCUACUUUGGCUACAAUAUUGGCGUCACAUAAGUGUCAAAAACCAACAAACUCAAGAAUUGACUUACACACAACAGCAGCCCUAUGUUGAGUAUUAUGACGAAGGCGAUUUUACAACUUCUCAUCAGAGAAACGGAAAUCCAUUAAUGCGGAUUAGUGAAGCGCUACUAGACAAGACGGAAAGAAUCAGGUUAUCUAAUUUCAAAAACAAAAUCAUUGCCCGUCUAAGGCAGGUAAUAAUGAAGGAAAGUAGCAACUAUGGAUCCGUUAAAAACGAGAACCCUUACAAUGUUCCGUAUAGACCGCAAGCACCGAAUAACGUCAAAAGUGACUGGACGUGUGAUAUGGCUUCCAGUGUGGAGAAAUUUAGAACAUUARAAAAAAAUGACAUUGAUCAUUUAUUGACCAAAACUAUUCCGGAUGUACCGCUGUUUGACGAUAAUGAAGUAUUCGGCACUUGUGCAAUCAUAUCCAAUGCGGCUACUCUUCGCAAUUCAAAUCUCGGAUACUUUAUAGGAUUAGCAUUGCUGUUGCCACGAUGUACGGUCGUUAACAUGUUCGAGUUCAUACCAUCUGAAAGAAUGACACAUCGGUGUCAUUACUAUCACGAAAAAGUCGACGUGACUUGUACAUUUGGGGUUUGGCAUCCACUGGCGGCGGAAAAACUGCUGAUGCUAACGGCCAACACCAUGCCCGAUCAAACAGUAUUCCAYACAGGGUUCAUCUCAAUCCCCGGUUAUAAGUCUCCGAUAUGUACUUCGUUAUAGUGACUGCAACGACGACAAAGACGUAUUAUUAUUAAUUUAUUAUAAUUGUACCUAUAUGUUUUUUUUUUUAUAAUAUGUACCUAA